Messenger RNA from Pecten maximus, 2152 nucleotides. Its product is annotated as glucose dehydrogenase [FAD, quinone]-like. NCBI's taxonomy places the organism in Eukaryota, Metazoa, Mollusca, Bivalvia, Pectinida, Pectinidae. The coding region runs from base 188 to 2026 and encodes 612 amino acids. Gene Ontology annotation, molecular function: flavin adenine dinucleotide binding; oxidoreductase activity, acting on CH-OH group of donors. The transcript has 12 exons. The record is from RefSeq and is a predicted model, not a curated record.
UUCCCUAUCAAAUUUCUAUCAGAGUACAUGUCAUAAUGUAGGGCGUUCGUUGGCAAUGCAAGCGGGUGGGUAAAGUCAUAGAAGUAGAAUCACGUAUGUUGGAUAUAGUGCACUAUAUAUCAUUCAAACGCAGAGCACCAGAGAGGACGCCAAGAUUAUAUCGUGUUAACAGAUCAUUUGUCCAACCAUGGCCCGGAUAUCUACUGCAGUAGUGGUGGCGGCUGUGGCUACUGUGAUCUACUUGUACAUAAGAUCUAAUCAGAAGUCUGAUUUGUCCACCGUGACCCUUAACAAGACAUACGACUACAUUAUUGUUGGUGCUGGAUCCACGGGUUCUGUAGUGGCUAACCGACUCUCCGAGGACAGAGGCAGCAGUGUGCUACUUCUAGAGGCUGGAGGUGAGGAGGAGGAGAACCCCCUGAUCUCUGUUCCUUUGGCUGCUCUCGACACACAAAAAUCAGAACAGGAUUGGAUGUACUUUACAGAACCACAAAACAACGCAUGUUUAGGUUUGAAUGAAAAUAGGAGUUACUGGCCACGUGGGCACGUGCUUGGAGGAAGUAGUGGACUGAACUGGAUGGUAUACAUGAGAGGAAAUCGACAUGAUUACGACAGCUGGGCGAAUGAGGGAUGUGAAGGAUGGAGCUAUAAAGAUGUUCUCCCAUAUUUCAUUAAGUCAGAAAAUGUCGAGAUCUCUGAGUUCAAAACAUCUAACUAUCACGGGAAGAGCGGGCCUCUGUAUGUUAUCGGUCCAACACCGACCAUACUACAGGAAAAAUAUAUCAAGGCGGGCCAGCAUCUAGGAUAUAACUUUGUGGACUGUAACGGAGAGGACCAAAUAGGAUUUUGCAGGAUACAAGCGACAAUACACAAAGGUGUGCGAUGGAGCACAUAUCAAGCCUUCCUCAAGCCUGUAAUGACGAGACCAAACCUACACGUGGCCACGCGCUCCUUUGUUACCAAGGUUAUUAUAGAAAACAAGAAGGCAGUGGGAGUAGAGCUGAUCAGGAGAAAUAAGAAAAUAAGAGUGUACGCCAGGAAGGAGGUGAUAUUAUCCGGAGGUGCAAUCAACACACCCCAGUUACUGAUGUUGUCGGGAAUCGGACCAAAAGAACAUCUUAAAGAGAUGGGGAUACCCGUGGUCGCUGACCUACCUGUAGGUAAUGACCUACAGGACCACAUACUUAUACCUGUAGUACAGAACAUCAAUGUAUCUGCAGCAUUGACAGAUCAGAAGGUCCUCAGCGUUUCAACAACACUUCAAUAUCUCCUGCUGAAAUCAGGUUACCUAUCGUCGACCGCAUUGGAGGGAAUGGGUUUUGUGUAUACGGAUGGAUCCACCAAGGAUACAGGGCGAAGUCCAGAAAUACAGAUUCAUUUCAUAAGUGCUCAUGGGCUUACGGAAGAAGGAAAAGCGCAUUCGCCGUUCAAUUAUAGGGAUGAUCUUAUGGAUAAGAUCUUUUCAUACGACGUAGCCAAGGAGACGAUGACAUUUUUACCAACCCUUCUCCAUCCUAAAAGUAAAGGAACGAUCCGGCUCAAGAGCCGAGAUCCUUUCGACCAUCCCGCCAUACAGCCGAACUACCUCCAGGAGCCAGAUGACGUCAAAACACUCAUAUCAGCAAUGAGAAUCAUAGAGAGGCUUAUAUCCACGCCAGUCUUGCAAGAGAUUGGAAUGGACCUUGACAGCAAGUCGACAAUGAGCGAGGUUUGUAAACAUCAUACUUUCCGGUCUGAUGCAUUCUGGGACUGCUACAUACGACAUUACACUUUGACGGUGUACCAUCCAACAAGUACAUGCCGUAUGGGGGCUAUGGACGAUCCGACAGCUGUAGUUGAUCCCUUCCUCCGCGUCAGGGGUAUAUCAGGUCUACGUGUCGCCGACGCGUCGGUGAUGAGGAACGUCCCAUCGGCUAACACAAACGCCGCCUGCAUUAUGAUAGGAGAGAAGGCCGCUGACCUCAUUAGAGACAAGGACACCGUCGGGAAUAUCAAACGAAUUCUACAAAAAAGUAAAAUUUCAUGAUCAUUGUUGAUCUACUUUGUAGAAUAGCAAGUUGCCAAAUUCAUAUUUCAUGUUUUAUUUGAUAAUGUAUGCUUCAUGAAGCAUGUGUAUUUGUUAAUUUAAAGUAUUAAAAUGGUUUUUUAAAUA